Histoplasma mississippiense is the source of this 1224-nucleotide messenger RNA. RefSeq lists its product with no specific name. The record is from RefSeq and is a predicted model, not a curated record. The transcript has 2 exons. Lineage: Eukaryota; Fungi; Ascomycota; Eurotiomycetes; Onygenales; Ajellomycetaceae. The coding region runs from base 1 to 1224 and encodes 407 amino acids.
AUGGCCUCUACCCACAGCAUCCGCCGUACUCGUGCUACCGCCGAACCAGAAGCAACAAACACCAGUGAAGAAAACCGCGAAACGCGCACCCCUGCCACUGAAAGUGCGCAACAAGCAUCAACCUCUCCUAUGGAACCAGACUCUGAGCAUAGUUCAGAAGGGGACACCUCUUCUGAAGAUCUGAAUGCAAUUGAGGCCGAGAAGAUAGCUGUGACUAGGAGAAUUAAGAAGUUACAGGCUGAGAAGGAAUUGCGAGAACUCCAACACCGGUGCAAUACUUACUGCAAGAAUUGGAUGAAACCAUCCCAGCCACCCGAAAUACACUCAAAGCGCAUCCGAACCAUGGUAGAGACGCAACUAGCACGUAGUCGGGUACCACUUUGGCAAUUAGAACUUCGAGAUCCCGGCAUGAGCGGUCACCCUCCUCGGAGAGAUGUGGAAAAGUUCCGAGGCCAAAGCAUGAAAGAAUUUGAAAACUUUGUUACAGCUGCUAUCGCUUUCCAUGCCAGUGAUCUUGAUUAUUACAACGAACACGACCAUCGGAAGGUCAUCGAAGCCGUCACUCAUUUCAAUGUCGAGAUGCAACAACGUUGGUAUCAACAUACACAUGAUAUGCGGAUUUUGCCACCAUGGGAAGAAUUUGUUAGCUGGAUGCAAUGUCAAGUCACCGAUCCAGAUAAAAGUUUCCGAGAUGCAGAUAGACAGUACUGGAAAACAGAGCAACAAGAAGAUCAGACAGUUCAACAAUUUGCUUCACAUUUACAAUCAAUUGAAGGGCGUCUGCGGCAUCCUUAUAGCGAAUACCAUCGGAAAUCACACCUCUACAUGAAAGUUCUACCUUCCAUUCGCCGAGAAUUUGACAAAUAUGCAACCAAACUAGAAGAGUUAAGCUAUGAUGCCACUCUUCACAAACUUGCAAUAGCAGAAUCAAAUCUGCCAGAAAGACGGAAGAAACUUAAAGAGAAGUCAAACUUCAGAAACCCUACUCAAAGCUUUAACAACAGAAAUAAUGCUGGUAAUAAGCCACAAAACAAACGCAGAUGGAAUGACACUACAAAGUCCGAUGACUCCACCCGAUCGAAAUAUUGCCGUUAUUGCAAGCGACCAGGACAUACCGUCGAUUCAUGCUUCAAACGACCCAAAGAUGAAUCCAAGAACACUAAAUCCGACUCGAAACUCAAUGCGAAAGAUACGAAGAACACAAAGGACUCAAAAAACGCUUAA